AUGAUUAAAACGAGUACAUUAGAAUCAAAAGAAUUCAAUUUUGAAUUUCUUGAAGACUACAAAGACCUCGAAAGGGACCUGUCAUCUCUUGUAGAAUCAGAAGAGAGGCUUAUUCAGCUGUCUGGGCUAGAUCCAUCAGACAUAAAAUCUUACCCAGUCCAAAUAGACUAUUCUCGGGAAUCCAGUCAAGAAAAUACUCAAGAAUCGGGAGGGUUUUGGGGAUUCUUCAAAUCAUUUUUCCGCUGAAGACAAAAAUCUGUUAUUAAGGAGAAAUCCUCUGUGUAUUUAUGGACCUAUGAGUUUGGAGAUCCGACCAAGCCAACUCUAGUCUUCCUCCAUGGCUAUAUUGGAGCUAGUCUGCUUUACUUCAAAGGAUUCAAUUUUUUGAAACAGCACUUUCAUGUUUACAUGGUAGAUUUACUAGGAAUGGGAAGAAGUAGUAGAUUGCCUUUUGACUGUGAGAAUUAUGAAGAUUGAGAGGAAUGGUUCAAUUCUUCAAUCCAUGCAUGGAUCAAUGCUAUGAGUAUUAACAAAUAUGUCCUUCUCGGACACUCCUUAGGAGCCUUCAUUGCAGCCAAGUAUGCUACAAAAUAUCCUGAGGGAAUCAUUAAGCUUAUCUUGCUUUCAUGAUACUCAGUUGAGAAGACCUCAGAUAGAGACCUUGAGAAAUAUUAUGAAAAUCAAAACUCUGAGCCCUUCGGGCCAAGAAUGUUCUCUAAAGCUCUUGAUUUCUUCCUUGAUCAAGGUUAUUCUCCUUGCGGAUGGAUGAGAUAUGCAGGCAAGAAAGUAUCAAAGAUGGUAUUAAAUCAGUGCCUUGAUGUGUAUAAAAGAAUGCUUAAAAGAGAAGAAAUUGAUGCUAUUGGAGACUACUUAACAAACUUAAUCCAGCUAAAUGGAAGUUCUGAGUACUGUGUACCAAUUAUGUUUCCAACAAAGUCUAUUACUAAGUAUGCUCUCUGGCAUGAUCUGGAAAAUCUAAAGAAGCACAAUAUUGAAUUAUCUUUUUACUAUGCAGAUGAUGAUUGGUGCAAUACUGAUUAUAAUGGAAACUUAGUCUCAGAUCAACUUAAGGAAGAAGGAUAUAGAGUUUACAUAAUUCCAAAGAGCAACCAUCAACUUAUGGCUUCAAACUCUCAAGAAACCUGCAGGUCUUUAUUUGAUGACAUCUCAAACAGCGAAGCUCUUUCUAUUCUUAAUAAAUCCUUCAAAUAA
Molecule: messenger RNA, 1212 nt
Organism: Moneuplotes crassus
Lineage: Eukaryota; Ciliophora; Spirotrichea; Euplotida; Euplotidae
Source: the annotation of a GenBank genome assembly